Gryllus bimaculatus (two-spotted cricket) is the source of this 783-nucleotide messenger RNA. NCBI's taxonomy places the organism in Eukaryota, Metazoa, Arthropoda, Insecta, Orthoptera, Gryllidae. The record is from the annotation of a GenBank genome assembly.
AUGUAUGAUUUAUGUUCACCGAUUGGAAGUAAUAGUCUGGUACCUGAAAAUCGUCACACAGGACCAGUCACGGGCAAGAGCUCCUUCCUCACGGGCUUCGGGCUGGGCUUCCUGGCGUUCGCGCUCAAGAAGCUGCUGCUGCCCAUCAUCAUCGGCGGCCAGAUCGUCAAGUCGGUGCUCAUCGCCAUGUUCCUGCCCUCCAUCCUGGGCGGCCUCGGGAAGCUCGUCGGCAAGGGCGUGUCGACGUUCGCCUCUGCGUCGGGUUCGUCGGGCGGGCUGUCGGGGCCGCUGUCGGGGUCGCUGGGCGGCGGCGCGGGCGGCGUCGACGACUUCGGCGACUUCAAGGAGCCCGGCGGCGCGGGCUACGGCGACGCCGACGCCGCCGGCACCGACGCCGCCUUCGCCAACGCCUUCGCCUACCCGGACGCUCCGCAGUACGGCGUGAACGGCGUGAGCCAGCCGGGCAACGCGGCGGUCGCCAACUCCAUCAGCCGGUACCAAGCGCAGUCCAAAGUGAGCCAGCAAGCGCCGCCGCUCGACAACUUCUACAUGCGCCACAAGCAGCAGGACUUCAAGGUGUUCCACCAGAUCCCGGCGUCGUCGCUGCUGCUGACGCAUUACGACCCGUUCUACAGCCCGCUGCUGUCGCGCCUAGACAGCGUGUUCACGCAGCUGGGCUACACGUCGGAGGCCUGCCGCGAGCGCCUCGUGUGCGCCAUGUACAGCAACCCCGCGCGUUUCGCGCCCUACUCCAACCUCGUCUCCGCGCAGCUCAGCAGGUAA